CAAAUCUGACGGCUUUUCUGAUUUGGCCAUGUCUCCGGGCCCCUGGCUGAAGUUCCUCCUGCGAUGCUUGCUUGUCACCAGGGCGCUCCGACUGACCGGCGGAGCGGCCCUCCACCCUCGCUAUGAACGGGUGGACGGUGAUGUGGAGACCCUCUGGCAGCGACCAGAAGGGCCUGUGAAAGGCCUCUUUUUCAUCGCCCACGGCUGCAAUCACCAGGCGCCCGACGUCUUCACCGAGGUCACGGAGACUGGCGAGACCUUCAAGGAAUGUGCCAGCAGCAUCUUUGGAAAGUGCUUGGGCCUUCCGGAAGAGGUGGCCUUGCGGCAUUACGCUCUCUCUCGGGGAUAUGUGGUGAUGGCCGUGUCAGGCGGUGAUGGGAGACAGAGCUGCUGGUCAGCAGGAGACCUGGAGCGUGUAGCGGCGGCUGUGGCGCACGUGCGGAAGGAGGAGAAGCUGUCGGAGAUGCCUUUGCUGGCGAUGGGCGCAUCCUCUGGGGGCGCCUUCGUGGGGCUGCUACCCAGUCUGGAUGCUUCCAGUGGGAUCGGCAAACUGGCAUGCAUCGUGCCGGAGAUCAUGGGAGUGAACACAGACGUCAAUGAACAUGUUCCCACGCUCUUCAUCCAUAUGCCGAGGAUGGUGCCAAACAUAGCCAACGUUCUCAAGGACCUCACCGUGCGGAAGGUGCGCACCGGCGAGCUCCGUGCCGAGCCACAGAAGGUCUCCGCGCAGUUCCUCACGAAAUGUUUGAAAGAGGACCAGGCCCAACGGUUGUCCAAAGCCUUCCAGGAGCAGCACCUGGUGGAUUCGCAGGGCUUCCUCCGGGAAGAUCCCAGGCACCGCCGCUGGAUCGCCACUGCGGAGUCCGUGCUGGGCUUCGAUGCUCCGGAUUCGCUGGUGGCGGAUGAGAGCUGUUUGGCCGAAGUGAUGAACGUGGCUUGGGCCAAGCAUGAGUUCACAGCUCAGUUCGCUGAAGAGAUCUUUGACUUCUGCGAAGGAAAGGAGUUAAAGCUUGCACAGAUGGCCCCUGGCUGGAAGACCGAGUUGGGACCAAUUGAGGUCUUUGAAUUUGGUCCCAAGCAGGGGCCAUUGGCCGUGGCCAUCCACGGCAUGGCCAAGAGCAUGCUUCAUGAAUGGGACCACACGGCCAAAGCUUUGGCAGAGGAGGGCUAUCAUGUCUUGCUUCCCAACUUCCAUUCGAUGUCGAACGGUCUCACGCCCGGGACGAUCUCCAGCGACUCUGUGAGUAUCGUGGUGAAAGACUUGAUGCGGCAGAGCAGUAACAAUGGCAUCAGUAUGCUGCUGGGGAAAUCUUGGGGAGGCGGCAUGGCAUCGAAGAUCUCCCAAGACACGGCCUUGAAGGUGCAGAAGAUGGUCUUAGUGGCGCCAGCUGAGCUGAAUCCAUGGCCUGAGACUUGCGCUGUGGCACUCUUUUGGGCAGAGGAUGAUGCAGUGGUGCCGAUCCGGAAGGCGGAAACGCAUCCAGAGCUGCAGCAGAAGCUCACACUCUUCCACAAGGAGAAAACAGGUGGCCACCGAGUGCUGGACGCCUAUGUUCCACUCAUCCGCCACUUCUCACACCAGCGAGCAGAGGCUCACAAGGUCGAGCUGCUGCAAAAGGAGGAGUCUGCCAAGAGGAGCGCCUGGAAUGGCCUCCACACGAGCUUCAAGGUCAGUUUGAUCGGUUUGCUGGGCCUUGCGGUGCCUGGCUAUUUCCUCUACAGGCGAAGAGGUGAGAAGGAUGCGCGUGGAAAGCGUUUGGAUGCAGCGAAGGAGUAGGUGCAAACUCGUUGGGAACGGACAGGUCAACGACCAACGGCGUACCUCAAUAAAGUUGCUCCAGUUAUGACCAGCCAAAAAUACUGAGUUGGACCAUGUUGGAUCUACUUGUUGAUUGUUUUUUGGCUGUUUGUUUAAAAACAGUAUGCAUGUGUAUUGUUUUGGAGGCAAAUGAUGUAGUCAUAGAUCAAC
Molecule: messenger RNA, 1969 nt
Organism: Durusdinium trenchii
Lineage: Eukaryota; Dinophyceae; Suessiales; Symbiodiniaceae
Source: the annotation of a GenBank genome assembly